This is a messenger RNA of Psammomys obesus (fat sand rat), 576 nucleotides long. RefSeq names its product guanylate cyclase activator 2B (gene Guca2b). Gene Ontology annotation, cellular component: extracellular region. NCBI's taxonomy places the organism in Eukaryota, Metazoa, Chordata, Mammalia, Rodentia, Muridae. The transcript is spliced from 3 exons. Gene Ontology annotation, molecular function: guanylate cyclase activator activity. Bases 60 to 398 code for a protein of 112 amino acids. The record is from RefSeq and is a predicted model, not a curated record.
CCAGGAGGCAGGUGGCAGCUGGGUGGACAGCAGAGGAAGCAGGAGCCCAGGGGUGUGAGAUGGGAAGCGGGGCCAUGUCAGGAAGCCAACUUCGGGCUGCCGUGGUCCUGCUGCUGCUGCUGCAGGGUGCACAGUGUGUCUACAUCAAGUACCAUGGCUUCCAAGUGCGUCUGGAAUCGGUGAAAGAGCUGACUGAGCUGGAGAAGCAGCAGAUGUCCAAUCUCCUGACGCCCACCGAUAGCCACCUGCCUGGAGUGUGCCAUAACCCAGCCUUGCCCCCAGACCUCCAACCUGUCUGCGCCUCUCAGGAGGCCGCCAGCAUCUUCAAGGCCUUGAAGACCAUCGCCAUGGACGAAUGUGAGCUGUGUAUAAACAUCGCCUGUACGGGCUGCGGCUGAAAUGACUCCGUGUGUCUCAAGCCCACCCCAAGGCCAACCCAUCCAUACUCAGGCCACCAUUGAAGUAAUCACCACUCCCCCCCCCAGCACAGCUGGAUCCAUGACAAAGCAAUGGGACACAGGGUUGGCACAUCUGUCCCCCGGGCAGCUGCACCUGAAUAAAGAUGCUACCCACAAA